AUGUCGACCAGGUCUAGAUCUUCAUGGGUCGGCACCACCAAAGAACAGCAGGAAUUCUUGGAGCCGUAUAUCGCCUACUAUCGCCGCCUGAAAGCAGAUGCCUGUAAACAUCCAAAACCAUACUCUGUCUUUCAAUCCCAGCUCUGGCUACUCUGGAAGGAUCGUUUCCGUGCUCAGCUGCAACUGCCUGACCCUACCGAUAAGGAUGCCUGUAAACACUGGUACGCCUGCCGCCAGAAGGAUCUUGCUGCAAUCAUUCGUACCCUUGAAAUGUGGGAACCCUUCUAUGCCGCAGGUCGUAAACGGGAGAUGGCCCAAAGAGUAAAGAUCAGGGCGAAGGUCGCAAAGGCUGCAAAGGCUGCAGCACAGACACGUAGCAAUGGGCAGGAAGAAGGGGUAUCGGGCGUUCGAAGGAGUGAGAGGAUGCCCAAACCACGGAAGCUCGUUGAUAAUGUCGAAUCAGAACUCGCAUAG
Messenger RNA from Desarmillaria tabescens, 474 nucleotides. RefSeq lists its product as uncharacterized. Lineage: Eukaryota; Fungi; Basidiomycota; Agaricomycetes; Agaricales; Physalacriaceae. The record is from RefSeq and is a predicted model, not a curated record. The coding region runs from base 1 to 474 and encodes 157 amino acids. The transcript has 2 exons.